Molecule: messenger RNA, 501 nt
Organism: Eptesicus fuscus (big brown bat)
Lineage: Eukaryota; Metazoa; Chordata; Mammalia; Chiroptera; Vespertilionidae
Product: 60S ribosomal protein L21-like
Exons: 1
Coding region: 19-501 (160 amino acids)
Biological process (GO): translation
Cellular component (GO): cytosolic large ribosomal subunit; ribosome
Molecular function (GO): structural constituent of ribosome
Source: RefSeq, a predicted model, not a curated record
UUCCAGUAAUUCGCCAAAAUGACUAACACAAAGGGAAUGAGGAGAGGCACCCGCUAUAUGUUCUCUAGGCCUUUUAGAAAACAUGGAGUUGUUCCUUUGGCCACAUGCAUGCAAACCUACAAGAAAGGUGAUAUUGUGGACAUCAAGGGAAUGGGCACUGCUCAAAAAGGAAUGUCCCACAAAUGUUACCAUGGCAAAACUGGAAGAGUCUACAAUGUCACCCAGCAUGCAGUGGGCAUUAAUGUGAACAAGCAAGUUAAGGGCAAGAUCCUUGCCAAGAGAAUUAAUGUAUGUACUGAGCAUAGUAAGCACUCUAAGAGCCAAGAUAGCUUCCUGAAACAUGUGAAAGAAAAUUAUCAGAAAAAGAAGGAAGCCAAAGAGAAAGGUACCUGGGUUCAACUGAAGCAUCAACCUGCUCCACCCAGAGAAGCACGCUUUGUGAGAACCAAUGGAAAGGAGCCUGAGCUGCUAGAAGCCAUUCCCCAUGAAUUCAUGGCAUGA